Pyrus x bretschneideri (Chinese white pear) is the source of this 847-nucleotide messenger RNA. Its product is annotated as probable calcium-binding protein CML23. The record is from RefSeq and is a predicted model, not a curated record. The coding region runs from base 16 to 480 and encodes 154 amino acids. The transcript is spliced from 2 exons. Gene Ontology annotation, molecular function: calcium ion binding. Lineage: Eukaryota; Viridiplantae; Streptophyta; Magnoliopsida; Rosales; Rosaceae.
ACUGUGUUUGCUGCGAUGUCGAAGAACGAUUCGACUUCGAAAGGCUUGGGAAUCGGCGCCGCCGGCUCCAUGGAGGAGCUGAAGAAGAUCUUCAACAAGUUCGACAAGAACGGAGACGGCAGGAUCUCCUGCGACGAGCUCAGGGGCAUUUUCGGCGAGCUCGGCUCCGAGACGGCCUCCCUGGAGGAGGUGCAGCGCAUUAUGGCGGAGUUCGACAAGGACGACGACGGCCACAUUGACAUCGCGGAGUUCGCCGAGAUCAUCAAUGGCGGAUCCACCAAGGAGCUUCGCGACGCGUUCGACCUAUACGAUCUUGACAAGAACGGGCUGAUCUCCAAAAGUGAGCUGCACGAGGUGCUGAAGCGGCUGGGGCAGAAGUGCUCGCUCAAGGAGUGCGCGAAGAUGAUCGGCUCCGUCGACGCCGACGGCGAUGGCCACGUCAACUUCGCCGAGUUCAAGAAGAUGAUGACUCGAAACUAAAAGCGAUCGAAGCGAUCGGAUUGAUAUAUUGUGCAAGUGGGUGGCCGUAACAAAAGGUUGGGUGGCGUUAAUGAUAAUUGGAAGGCGUUGUCGUGUUUGGGAGGCGAGUGGUCGUUGUACCGAAUAUAAUACGCAUAUGGUCAUGUGGUCAUAGCUGACCUCAACGCGGAAUUGGGCUUCUGAUGCUGGUCCCAUGGAUGGUGGAUACUGGAUGUCGUGACCGUUCGAUUGAAGACACAAAUCGUGCUUUAUGUGUGCUUUUUGGUUGCUCUGUACUUCUUCUCGUCCUAUUUAUCUUGUUGUUCGGACUCAAGAAUUUUUUCUAAACGAAUAAUUAAUUACAUUUUUUAUAACUUUUUGUUAAAAA